This is a messenger RNA of Malassezia sympodialis ATCC 42132, 606 nucleotides long. RefSeq lists its product as uncharacterized. Gene Ontology annotation, molecular function: structural constituent of ribosome. NCBI's taxonomy places the organism in Eukaryota, Fungi, Basidiomycota, Malasseziomycetes, Malasseziales, Malasseziaceae. The transcript is spliced from 2 exons. The coding region runs from base 1 to 606 and encodes 201 amino acids. The record is from RefSeq and is a predicted model, not a curated record. Gene Ontology annotation, cellular component: mitochondrial large ribosomal subunit.
AUGAAGACGGCGGAGCGAGCAUCGCAAGGCGCAUGGUCUUGGAGCGCUGCCAAUAUGUCAUGGCUUCAGCGCACUAGGCACGCAGGCCGCACGGGGAUGCUAACGGCAAAGCAGGUGCGUGCCCUGUUGCCUACUGACGCAUCAGACGCCCCGUCCCUAGCACCCGCUGGCACAGUAUUCACAGGUCUGUCGAUUUAUAAGGACAAGCCUGAUCCUGUGGCCUUGCCUGACAAUCAAUACCCAGAGUGGCUGUUCGAGCUGCUGGACGAUCCGGCAAUUAAUCAAAGCAAAGCCCUUAUGGUGGGUGACGUCGAUACGACAGGUAUGUCUAAGGGUGAAGCACGUUCGGCCUUGAAGCGCAGCGCCAAGAUGGCGCGUGCUGCAGCAAAGAAGCAAGCCGCUUUAGAAGCCAAGGAGAAGCAACGUCUAGAAAGGAUGACCGACGCCCAGCGAGCCGCUGCUUUGAAAGCCACGGAAAAAGCUGCUGAAGAAGCUGUACCCAAAACACCAUCGGACUGGUUCGCCAAGGAACGCUCGGAGCGUCGCGCGUUGCGGAAGUCAAGUCGGGCCAGCAUUAAAGCCAGUAACUUUGUUCGCGCAGCCUGA